Molecule: messenger RNA, 345 nt
Organism: Penicillium brevicompactum
Lineage: Eukaryota; Fungi; Ascomycota; Eurotiomycetes; Eurotiales; Aspergillaceae
Exons: 2
Coding region: 1-345 (114 amino acids)
Source: RefSeq, a predicted model, not a curated record
AUGUCCACCUCUCCUCCUUUCGAUAUGACCUUCUCGGCUCUGACCAGCCUGAGUGAUAAUGUUGAUCCUUGGGAUUUGGAUGGCAGACCUGAGUUGGGGGCCUUCCAUCAACCUUGGAGGGCAUACUGGCCGCCAGAUCUUACCAAGGUUACCGACGGCGAAAUGUGCGCGAAGCCUUGGCUCACAUGGAAAAAUGACCCUACAAAGAUGAACAAUAAACCUUGGUAUGACUGGGUUCAUCCGGAGCUGGAACCAGCACCAUCGGAUGGAUAUUGCCCCACUGACUGCUCGUCCUGUCAGGGAGCAGGCUGUGGCCCAUAUUCGACGGGUGCCGAAGGUGCUUGA